UCGCGGGCGCGCGCGGCCAAUGAGCGCCCGGCCCGGGGAGGGAGGGGGCGCGCGCGCCUGAGUAGGAGCCGCUCCCCGCGGCGCUCCCACCUCCUCCCCCCGCGGCGCUCAGCCUAUCCCGGCCGCGCUCCGCUCCGCUCCCCGCUGUCGGGCGGGGAGGGCGGCCGGAGCCCGGGGGAGGGGAGGCGCAAGGACAUGGGCUGGUUCUGAGCGCCUGGGGAGGGAAGCCGUCGUGCGUGUGCCUCCCUAGAUUUUAAUAACUGUUUGUUGUUGGGCGGUGUAGGUUUGGGGUUUUCUGCCCCAACCUCCGCCUCCACCUCCCACCCCGUCUUCCAAGAAGGCGGAGGGGAGAGCGGCAGACCCCAGCGCGCCUGCAUGGCUCCUGUGCCCCGGAGCGCCCCUGGAAAAUAGAAGCCGUCUCGGGCCAGGUGACAUCCCCCCGCCGCCGCGCUCGCACUCACGGGAGCGGCAGGGGCGGCGGAGCCGCCCGUGAGGACAUGGAGGGAGCCUCGGGGGAAGCGGAGCUGCCGCUCCUCACGGUGAAGCACGAGCUGAGGAACGCAAAUUUGACAGGCCAUGCAGAGAAAGUUGGCAUUGAAAACUUUGAGCUCCUGAAAGUUCUUGGAACAGGGGCCUAUGGAAAAGUAUUCCUAGUGAGGAAAGUAAGUGGCCAUGACGCUGGGAAACUGUAUGCCAUGAAAGUAUUGAAGAAAGCAACAAUAGUUCAAAAAGCCAAAACAACUGAGCACACGAGGACAGAACGACAAGUCCUGGAGCACAUUAGGCAAUCACCGUUCUUGGUCACCUUACAUUAUGCCUUCCAGACAGAUACAAAGCUUCAUCUCAUUUUGGACUAUAUAAACGGAGGAGAAUUGUUUACUCAUCUUUCACACAGAGAGAGAUUCUCAGAAAAUGAGGUGCAAAUUUACAUUGGAGAAAUCGUUUUGGCACUUGAACAUCUGCACAAGUUGGGGAUUAUAUAUCGGGAUAUAAAACUUGAGAAUAUUCUCCUUGAUUCUGAUGGCCAUGUGGUGCUGACAGACUUUGGUCUAAGUAAGGAGUUUCUUACUGAUGAGAAUGAGAGAGCAUAUUCCUUUUGUGGAACAAUAGAAUAUAUGGCUCCAGAUAUUGUAAGAGGGGGAGAUGCAGGACAUGAUAAGGCUGUUGAUUGGUGGAGUGUUGGUGUUCUUAUGUAUGAAUUAUUAACUGGAGCAUCACCAUUUACAGUCGAUGGAGAGAAGAAUUCCCAAGCAGAGAUUUCUAGGAGAAUAUUAAAAAGUGAGCCACCUUAUCCACAAGAAAUGAGUGCUCUGUCUAAGGAUAUAAUUCAGCGUCUUUUAAUGAAAGACCCCAAGAAGAGGCUUGGUUGUGGUCCCACUGAUGCUGAUGAAAUCAAACAGCAUCCCUUUUUCCAGAAUAUGAAUUGGGAGGACUUAGCUGCCAAAAAAAUACCAGCUCCAUUUAAACCAGUAAUCAGAGAUGAAUUGGAUGUCAGUAAUUUUGCAGAAGAGUUUACAGAAAUGGAUCCAACAUACUCUCCUGCAGCAACCCCUCAGACUUCUGAAAGAAUAUUUCAGGGAUAUUCUUUCGUUGCACCAUCUAUUUUGUUUAAACGCAAUGCAGCUACAGUAGAUCCCUUCCAGUUUUAUGUGGGGGAUGAGAGACCUGGAAUGACAACUAUUGCCAGAAGUGCUAUGUUGAAGGACUCUCCAUUUUAUCAUCAUUAUGAACUGGAUCUGAAAGAGAAACCAUUGGGAGAAGGAAGUUUUUCCAUUUGUCGAAAAUGCUUACACAAGAAAACUAGCCAAGAGUAUGCAGUAAAAAUAAUUAGCAAAAGAAUGGAAGCCAACACCCAGAGAGAAAUAACAGCUCUGAGGCUCUGCGAGGGACAUCCGAAUGUAGUGAAGUUACAUGAGGUUUUUCAUGACCAGCUUCACACAUUCCUGGUAAUGGAAUUGCUGAAGGGAGGAGAAUUGCUUGAACGUAUUCAGAAGAAGAAACAUUUUAGUGAGACGGAAGCUAGUCACAUUAUGCGCAGACUUGUUUCAGCAGUGAGCCAUAUGCAUGAUGUGGGAGUAGUCCACAGAGAUCUGAAACCUGAGAAUUUACUAUUUACAGAUGAAACUGAUAAUUCAGAAAUAAAAAUAAUUGAUUUUGGCUUUGCUCGUUUAAAACCACCUGAUAAUCAGCCUCUUAAGACUCCGUGUUUUACCCUUCAUUAUGCUGCCCCAGAGCUCUUGAAUCACAAUGGUUAUGAUGAGUCUUGUGAUCUGUGGAGUUUGGGGGUCAUUUUGUACACGAUGCUGUCAGGGCAGGUACCAUUUCAGUCUCAAGACAGAAGUUUAACAUGUACCAGUGCGUUGGAAAUUAUGAAGAAAAUAAAAAAAGGAGAAUUUUCCUUUGAAGGAGAGGCUUGGAAAAAUGUUUCUGAAGAGGCUAAAGAGCUAAUUCGAGGACUUCUCACAGUGGAUCCAAACAAAAGGAUUAAAAUGUCCAGCCUGAGAUACAACGAGUGGCUUCAGGAUGGCAGCCAGCUCUCAUCCAACCCUCUAAUGACACCUGAUAACUUGGGCUCUUCAGGAGCUGCAGUGCACACAUAUGUCAAAGCCACUUUCCAUGCCUUUAACAAGUACAAAAGGGAAGGAUUUUGUCUCCAGAAUGUGGACAAGGCGCCUCUUGCAAAAAGAAGGAAAAUGAAAAAAACAAGUACAAGCACAGAGACACGUAGCAGCUCCAGUGAAAGUUCCCAUUCUUCUUCCUCUCAUUCUCAUGGUAAAACUACCCCCACAAAGACAUUGCAGCCCACAAACCCUACAGACAGCAAUAACCCAGAAACCAUCUUCCAGUUCUCCGACUGAGCAGCAGAAUGUCCCGUCUCGAGGAGUUAAAUGGUUACAGACUUGGCAGUACCUGUGUUGUCUUCUCCUGCCCUUCCUCCUGUGGCUUACAGGCUGCCACAGGAAGACUUCUGUUGCUUUAGAAAUGUAUUUUAGUCAUACCUUUUUAGCUCUGUAUUUCCAUACAUUUCCUUCUAGCGUUGUAUGGUAUCACUGGAUAUAGUGUAAUACUGUUAUACAGCCAGCAUUGUAUUCUCUGAGGGCUACCUUACUGGUGUGCAGCCAAGCUCCAGGUAAGUGGCUGUGCUGCUCAUGGUACUGCUUGGAAGAAGACUGUUCCUCAGUGUCACAAUCUUCCUCCCAGUUCCUUCCCUACUGCUCAAAGAACGGAAAGCUCUGUAACAUCUGUACAACUUCAGGAUCUUCUGCUCCUACCCAGCUCUGUGAAGAAUAUUGUAGAAUUUGAUUCUUCAUGCAUGUAAACAAUCAUUGGUACAAUGCACCAAAGCAGUAUAGUACUCUAAAGCCUUUUAAAUUUAUGGUUAUGAUCUGUCCCAUUUAUUUGAAUUUUAAGAUCAAAAUGAAGCACUAUGGAACUCCUACUUUGUUUAAAAAUAUCUUGUUCUAAACAACUGAGAAUAGAAGUCUUAGAUUUUUUUUUAAAUUUAUUUAUUUUUUUAAACACUUCUAGGGUAAAAGAUAUCUGAUAAGGUGAUAUGUCUAUUACUGUGAUACAAGAACUUUUAUUUUUUGAAGUUAUUAGCUUCUAAAAGAUUUUAAAGAUUCUAAAAUGUAAUGCUAUAAGAGAAAAUUAAAUUUCAUAUUUGAUUCUUUGGAAAAUGGCCACAUGUUAAAAUACCUAUUUCAAGAUUUAAUUAUAAUUUAUAUUUUCUUUUUAUAAUUACACAAUAAUUUAAAAAUACUGAGAUGUUUUUAAAGAUGAGAAAACUCCAGUUUCAGCAUUUGUUAUUAUAGGGUCCAUAAAAAUGCAUACUGAGUUAUUUGAAUUUUGCAUUUUGCAAAUAUGGCAGUCUAACAGUGACUGUAAAAUAUUAGAAUAUAUAUGUUUUAUUUUUUUGCACUUUAUAACAUCCAAAGGAGAUGUUUUGGAAUAAAGUGCACUCAGAUCUCUCUUCCUACAAGGUGCUGAGCACUGUUUUAUGGGCUGAAUGACUUGAAAUCCACCAUAUUUGGUGGUUGUGGUCAUAGUGAAGGAGAAUUCUGUACUUUGCAGGAGUGAAUCCCUGUAUAUUACCCACUGUUUUCAUUCCUUACUGUAAAAUGCAAAGCUCUUUCUAUCUUGCUUUUACAUUGUAUAUAACAAAUACUAGACCUGGGCACCUUGUGUAGUGUAGAUGUUAACAACUUAUGCACUGGGAAUACUAAAGGGAAAUUAUAUUGAACACUGUGCUUCACGACUUGUUCACUGUGGUGUUCUACAGUGAAGUAUUUCCUACUGUGAUAGUAUAGUAUGUACAUAACUGUUUGGAAUCAUAAAUGUGACUUAGAAAAACAUCAGCAUAAACUUUUAAAUCAGUAUAUUUUAUAAAUUUGUGGAGAGCUCUUUUAUAGCUUGUAUUCUCAAUGACUAGGGGUAACUUAAGUGCUAAACAUGACUCCAGUUUUGCAAAUACUUACGUGUGUAAGUUUCCACUGAAGUCAGAGAGGCUCCUUGUCAUAUGCCUAAAUUUGUGUGAUGGAAGACUAAUUGACUAGAGGAUUUUGUUAACAGCUGUCUCUAUCCUAAAGUAACCUUAAUCCAAACCCUAUGCAAAAAAAAAAGGUUAUAGAAAUUGUUUAUAUCGGUGGUUUUAUUUAUAGAAUUAUAUCAUAUAUCAGUAUUGACAAAUACAAUAAAUCCAUGUUUACAGGGAUUGUGUGUAUCAAAACAUGGCUUUGAAGCCCAACAUGUUUGUUCUGUGUUUCUUUAAUAUUAAUAAUGGCAUUCUGAGGUUUUGGAAUUGCUCAUGUGAAAUAGUUUACUACUUUCUUGAUGUGAAUGUCAACAGUAAUUGCAGCAUUAAUUUCAGGUUGAUGUGAAUAUUGAGAUUUGCACUGUUUAUGUAGAAGUAGUAUAUUUAAAGAUCAGUCUAUGUGCUAAUAACACAACCAGUUUUAAGUGGCCUAUGUUAAAGUAUUGAAAAAUAAUUGUCAGUGUAAUAUAUUCAGGUUUGCUUUCUGAAUGCUCUCUUUGGAAGUAAUCUCAAUAGUGAACAUGGCUCAUUUGUAAAAGAAUACUUUUUCUCUCCCAAAUAAACUUGCUGUAAAUACAACAAACAAUCCACCAUUAAUACUCAUUAUGCAGACAGUAUAAGUGAAUUGGGAGAUUGGAGAACAGGUUGUUUAUCAAGUUUGCACUUUGAGGAGUUUGUGGAACUUGUCUUCAGGAUGAGGACAACAAAAAGCAAUUUCAGUCUGAUUUCAUUUAAGUGUAAUAAACUGUUGGAUACCAGGUGGAUUUGGAAUAUUGUGACCCAGCUGAAAGAACUUAAACGUUAGGAACACAGGAUGUUAGGAAAUGUUGUUUCCCUGUUGGAAAAUUUAAGCUGUUUCUUGACGAACUGAUGAAACAACAAGAAUGUUUGCACAAGAUACUAAAUGCUAGAGAUAAUGGCUGUCUUGUCAAUCUUUUUUUCUGCACAGGUUUUGAGAGACUGUUGUGAGACAAAAAGUUAUUAGAAUACAUCAGUUGUAUCAAGGACAACUUUUAUAGCUGAAUAUUUCUGUGUCGUCUUUGUGCUCUCAUGGUAGUUGUUUAAUAAAAAUUGAAACCCAGGGUAAUUCUUUUGGGCAGGGCUAAGUACAUUUAGGUGUCACCUUGUAUUUGCUUUGAACCAGUUACCCAGGGUAGCUGAAAUGUUUGACUGCCUGCUGCCUCCAGAUGACAGAGCUCUCGAGGAAGUGGAUUUGACACUUCUGAAGUGUCUGAAUUUUUAGAUUAGCAUUACAUAAACAACUGCUGAUGUACAUACACAUUGAUACAUUGAAACCUGAGUUGCAAACUAGGCAGCUCAAGAUUAGGUUUACUUCUUGUUCUAAUGUCCCUGCAGGAGAGUAUUUACUCUCGGCAGAACAAUGUUUUAAUCUGUUGACCAGCCUGGAACUCAAGGUCAUAUAAAGACCCGUGGGCCAUGUUUUUCUUACUCAGACCACUGUUUCAAAUUUAAAGUGUACAAGUUAAUCUUCAUCAGUACUACAAAUACUUUAUAUUGUCUUGGUGAAGAGAUGCUACACUGUGAAUUAUGUGUAUACUCAGAUUAAGUUUUCUUCACAGUGCUGCUAUGCCUCAAUCAGCUUUAAUGUCUGGUAAUGAAUCUGUCUGCUGUCAGAAAUGCAGUGAUGUCAGUGCUGUUGUAGGCAGAUUUGUGUGAAAAGUCAAAUUUCUUAUGAGUAGAGAUUUCAGUUAGUGUGGGUUUUAAUCUAAUCUUCAAAGUACUCAGUAUCUGGUAAAGCCAUUUCUUUGUAAUACUUUUAGAAACACGAAUACUAGUAUAGCAGGUAAUUCUGCUAAAGGAUUUGGAGAAGUACAAAGAAGAGUACAUAACUUACAGUUCCUCUGGUUUAGUGAAAUUUCUAUACUUUGAGGAAAAGAAUCAGUGUACUUGGCAUAUGCAUUGUUUCCUGCUAUUAAAAAACCCCUAUUAAGUACUUCAUUAAACAGUUGGGGCAAGGGGGAUCAUGUACUGCAUCACAGAAUGGAUUGAGGCUUCAAGCUGGCUCUGCUGAUGGAGGUAUUUUCUCAGCCCUUUUCCGUGGCUACUUUUCUGAACAAAAAUAACAAUUCCUACACAGCUGUAUCCCUUCUCAGUCAUCUGAGAACAGAAUAAUUCUCAGCAGAAAAUGUCUUCAUUGGUUAUAAUGAAAUGUUGCACAAGCAUUUUAUCAUCUGUGCAUGUGUUGUCUGCAUGCAUGUAGAUACAUGCUCAAUUGCAUGUCUAGAUCUCAAUUUAAAGUAAUAUGCCUUGAUUAAGAGAGCUUGUAUUUUAAAAAUGGGUUCUGGGCUCACACAGAUUUGGAGGACCAGAUAAGGCUGCCACAGAAGAGGAAGAAGGUUGUAGGAAGUCAGAGGUGAGAAGCUUCUGGGCAGAUAUUUUCAGGGGUAAUUUUUCCCCUGGCUAUCUCCGUGUGCAUGUGUUAUUCACUGGCAAUGAAUUGCAAGCUUUCUUGCCAGUUAUCCAACAUAAACGUAUUUCCUACCUCUGCAGGUCCCUGAGUAUAUGUGUGUGUGUAGCUUUAUAACAUUUACUUCAUCAUAUUGAAUUUAUUUGUUAUGUCUCAGGUAUCAUUCCAGGUGUUUUUACUAAAUUAAUAGUCUUUAUUUCUUCCCCCAUAAGUGACAGUCUUUUUCAAAAUACUGUUUUUAAAUGGCAAAACAUGCUAUUGCCUUCCUUCUAUUGAGAUAGUUGACUGAAUAUUCUGGAUUGAGAGAGCAGAAUAUAACAUGGGUAUUUCAGCUGUAAAGGGAUAAAAGUGCUUUGAUCUUUGUUUGCUAGUGAGAAACACUUCUCAGUUUGGUCCUUUAAGCCCACAAGGCACUGGAUUCUCUGAAAGUAGAAGAAAUUUGGAGCUGUUCACUAGCUUUCAUCUGCCAUCACACAUUUUUUGUAUCACAUAUUAAAUAGAUUUUGAAUCUUCAGAACCACCUGUGUACAAAAGAAAACUCAGACUGAUUCCUGUAGUCUGCAGUAGAAAAUGAAGUUAUGCUUUCAAUUACACAGACUAACUGAAACAGUCUCUUGUUUGUGGUGCCCAGAAACUGCAUAAUGGAGAAAUGCAAGAGACCUGCAGUAAUGUAUAUUUCAAGAAAUCAUGUAUUUUGACAACCAUCAUGUUCUGUGUGACAGAAAUGGAAGACAGCAACUGGCUGGGAAACAUUUUUAAAUGUUUAAGCAGAGAUGUUAUGGGCUGGUCUGACUAAUACUUUAUUCAGUGGUAGAAAGGAAUCCAUAUUAUUCACAUGUAAAAUUGCUUUUAAAAAUUGGCAACCAAUCUAACUGUAUUCACAAGAAUCAUGCAGAAGUCUGCUAACUUCCUUUGAAAUGCCAAUAAUAAAGGAAAGAAAAACAGAACUCUUCUUUAUUGCUUCAGGAACUGCCAAAAAAACCUAACAGAUGAAACUGCAAAUUGAUUGCAAACUUCUUACAGCUUUCUUAAUACAAAGAUAUUUGUCAACAAAUCCAGCAUCAAAUCUUGAAAUUGGUCUCAUUUAUGUUCACCUGAUUUUCCCUAGUUGUUUUUUUAUUUUGUUAAAUGUGUAGUUGUCUUAGUAUGAUUAUGACCAAAAGUCUAUUUGCAUAAGCAGGAGAAAAAAAAAGGAUUUAGGAUUAGGCCAUGUGAAUAACCAAAAUAAAUCUGCUUGGAAAGGUAACCAUUUCAAAAUAUGCAUAUAUAUUAAUGGUAUUUGCUGAUAAAACUAUGUCUAGCCAAGUACAUUUUAUCUAAGUUAUGGGUGAGAUUUUGUGUGACAUUCAGCUAUGCUAAAAAAGCUUUCAAGUUUAAAGUCUUUGGAGUUUAGGAAAGUAAGAAGAAAGGGGAAAAUUUAAAGAUGAUGCUGCAGAGUGGGGACAAUGCUUGAAGUUUGUCCCUGAGUUACUCGAGGUGACUGCUUACAGAGGUAUCAUUGUAUGGUCUGCAGAAACUCACUCAAUAGUUCAUAUGCUUCUUUUCCUAUAAAAUUAAUAUACAGUGGAGAAGAAAAAUUCACAAAACCAGCAGAUACCUCAAAGCUUUUCUCAGGUGUCUCCUUAAUGAGUUCUCAUCCUUAGAGCAGAUAACUCUGCUGACCUUAGCAGUUACUUGUGUUGAAGCUACAGAUGCUUGAGAGAACAGGAUCCCACUCUCUGGCUCACUGUAGAGGGAUGCUACAAUUCAGAGCUCAAGGUGCUGUGUCCCUGCUGCUUUUAAGUUCAAGUGUUCAUACAAUUCUGCUUAGUAUGUAUCACCAUGUCAGCCCCAUUGGUAUGCAGCUGGGGCUGGUCAGUUCAAUUUUUUUGUGCUGUCAAAUUAAAGGAAGACUUGAGAUCUACUUCAGGACCAAAGUGAGAACAGGCUUUGAAUCUUAACAUGCAUCUGGAUUACAACUAUGAAUUAAAGUUUGGCAUUGGCUUUCAAUCUUGAUAGUCUUAAGAUGCUUCUGCAGCAAAUGUGGGUGCUUACAGAUGUCUUUACAGUAUUGAUCUCUCACCUGCAGAGAAAGAAACCUGCAAAAUUGUUUCUUGCCAGAUAAAAACUUUUGCUGGAGUCCUAGUAGAAGAAAUCAUCCCUAAUUUCUACCUUUACCUUUGAAGCUAUAAAGGCAAAAAAUGAAUUGGUGACAGAUUCUGACAGCUGGUUAUAAAGGAGCAGGCUGUGUUAAUUUGCAGUGAGAGGAACAGGGCGUUCUAUUUCAUGUGUCAGUGUGGGCAGGGAGUGGGGAGAGGGAAAGAAAUGGGAAGAAGGGAAUGCUGAGUGCUUUGCCUCGCUGUAUUUACAGGACAUUCUGGUUGCACACCAUUGCUUUUGAAGGACCAAUGAUUUCUAUAUUCAGUUAAAAUCUUUUUGAAUAAAAAAAGCCCACACAGAUUAACCUGACAACUUUUCUUCUUGGAAACAGUGCUGUUUUCAACUGGCAAAUACAGCAUUGUGGACAUUGGUUCCUUAUUUCCUUAAUGCUAGUUAUCAACAGAUUACAGUAGAAUUUUCUUUCUGACAAAUACACACCUCUCUCAGUUCUUUGUCAUGCCAACAUGCAAAACUUUGUGAUAGAAUUCUAUUAAAAAGCAGAGAAAAUUUUAUAAAAAAGAGAAUUAACUGAAUUGGGGUUUUUUUGCCCAACAUUCAGAAAGUAAAUGAGUAUUCUUGGAGUGGGUCCAGAGGAUUAUUUUGAAUUUGAUGGGAAAAGUACUAAAAGAAAGGAUAAUUUUGUGAAUAGAGUGGUGAAGAAAAUACAGGAAAGCUGUGCCCUAGAAGACUGCUCAGGACUUGUGGAACACUAGUGGAACCAGAUGUCAGGUGAAUGCUCCUGUCGCUAGAGCUGUUAAAGCCUAACCAUGCUUAUUGGAAGGAUAAGCCCAGCCUGUUGGCCAGUCCGGUCAGAGCCCAGGAUUUGUGCCAUGGCCUGUUCAAAGGCACAUGAUGAGCCCCAGGGGAGGCAUUCUUUGUUUAAGACUAUUUUGUACUAAUUCUGGAUCUGCUGAUUUUUUAAAGACUUCUCUCCAGUUAUUAACAUAAUUGAAACAUCUAAUUUAAAUGCAGGAUUUUUCAUUCUUUCCAAACAGAACAAAAAUAGUUGCUGAGCACUCCGUUAUCACCAGUGUUUUUCUUGCCUCUGGAUAUAAUGAACGGAUGAUGUUGCUGAGAUUAUUCGUUGUCAUAGUAUUCAUACUAAUCAAUAUUUUCUGUCAAUGUUUUAAGGUACCUACAGGUUUAGAAAUUUUCCGAAGUUGAAUGUAGCUUUCGACUCCCUCUGGUGGUCUGGCAAUGGAGCUGGCAAAUAGUUUCUCUAUCACUGACUGCAAACGUUUGAAUGCAGUAUGACAUUGUAUUUUAUUUUUACCCUUAAAAUAGGAAUAGUCAGAAAUGAUACAUGGCUGAGUUUCUGUUUUGAAAAGUAGAGGCCUAAUAACAUGCAAAAUCGUUGUAUCUUUCUAAAACCAUAUAAUUACUAUUUUUAAAAAAUCCAUAAUACUAUUCUGGAUGCUGUUUUCGUAAGUCAAAAGAAUAGGAAAAUAUCUUUGCCUCUGAGGUUCAAUUUACUUAGGAAGAUUUUCUUUUAUGAGUUUAAGCUAGAGAUUAAACUACAAUCUGGAUCACAACUAGAAUUUAGCUGAACUGUGUCUGUAAGUUUUGUUAUUGUGCACAGACAGUGCGGGGUCCCUCUUCAUCUAUUUCCCUACAAGCAGUGUUGGACACCAGUUUGAAACAGAGCAGGAAAGAGGGUUACCAUGAGAGUAGCACAAUGAAAGACUCAUUAUUAGACCCUAACCUGGCUUUUCCCUGAACUUAAAAGUAGCCAAAGCACUUAUGUAAAAUCCUUAGAUCUUUGAACAAGACUGAAAUGUUUUACACUGGCUCAAUAAAAAUGAGAAACAGCAA
Zonotrichia leucophrys gambelii is the source of this 10910-nucleotide messenger RNA. RefSeq names its product ribosomal protein S6 kinase A5 (gene RPS6KA5). Gene Ontology annotation, molecular function: protein serine/threonine kinase activity; ATP binding; magnesium ion binding. Gene Ontology annotation, biological process: intracellular signal transduction; regulation of DNA-templated transcription; peptidyl-serine phosphorylation. The transcript is spliced from 17 exons. Lineage: Eukaryota; Metazoa; Chordata; Aves; Passeriformes; Passerellidae. Bases 498 to 2858 code for a protein of 786 amino acids. The record is from RefSeq and is a predicted model, not a curated record.